Molecule: messenger RNA, 1736 nt
Organism: Thalassophryne amazonica
Lineage: Eukaryota; Metazoa; Chordata; Actinopteri; Batrachoidiformes; Batrachoididae
Product: protein phosphatase methylesterase 1-like
Exons: 13
Coding region: 345-1502 (385 amino acids)
Biological process (GO): protein demethylation
Molecular function (GO): protein methylesterase activity
Source: RefSeq, a predicted model, not a curated record
UGUCAGUAUGUGACAUUCAAACGUAAAGCAGGAGGCGACAAAAACUGUUUAAAAGCGGAAAUGUCCCCAAAGUUCUUCUAAUAUGCAGAUUAAUGAUGCAACUAAAGCCAUUAGACAUUUUAAAAAGAGUCCCAGGUUUCAUUAUUGUGGCUGUGCUUGUCUGUUGAUGAUAGCACACCCACCUCACCUCUCUCAGCCAAUGGGACGAUCUGAUGGUAACCCUACCUGACAGCACCAGCUGACGAGGUAUUGUCCAGCAGACAGGUUCCUACCUUGUUACUGGGUUGAGUUCCGAGCAGCUCUUUCUGCCGAAGAUCGCUCACUGAGGACAACCAGCUGAAGAGAUGCAAACAGAAAACCAGCUGAGGACUGGACACAGCAUGUGGGAGAAUGUCGAUACAGAGCGCGAUGUUGGCCAUAAACAGGACUACUCGCCCAUAUCAUGGCAGGAGUACUUUAAACAGAAGGAGGAUGUGAGCGUGGGAGCGGCAGACAGCCGCGAUGUGUUCAGGGUUUACCAGGCGGGGAGUGAGGGGCCGCUCCUGGUUCUACUGCAUGGAGGCGGAUACUCCGCCCUGUCCUGGGCCGUCUUCACAUCAGCCAUCACCAGCAGAGUGACCUGCCGAGUUUUGGCGAUGGACCUCAGGGGUCAUGGUGCCACUCUGGUUCACCAAUCAGAUGACUUCUCAACACAGACUAUGUCCUGUGAUGUCGCCCAUGUUAUUCAAGCCUGCUGUGGCGAGACCACUCCCCCCAUUGUUCUGAUUGGCCACGGCGUUGGUGGCGCGAUUGCAGUGCACACAGCCAGCAACGAUUUGCUUCCAACCAUUGUGGGUCUGGUAGCUAUCGACAUGGUGGAAGGCAAUGCAAUAGACGCACUCCACAGCAUACAGAAUGUCCUAAAAGGAAGACCCAAGUUCUUCAAGUCUGUGGAAGAUGCCAUAGAAUGGAGCGUUAGUAGUGGACAAAUCAGGAAUCUGGAAUCUGCUCGAGUCUCAGUUGCUGGCCAGAUCAAAAGGUGUGAGGUUGAAGAUGCAGAUACUUUGACUCAGAGGAGUCUGGUGACCGACGUGGUUGUCGAACGCGAGUUCGACGAUCAAACCUGCGUUAACGACAAUGAAAACGCAGCCUCUGAUGGGAGCCUCAGUAAAGGCCAGAGUGUCUAUAAAUGGCAAAUCGACCUGUCAAAAUCAGAAAAGUACUGGGACGGCUGGUUCAGAGGGACCUCCAAUCUCUUUCUGGCAUGCAACCUGCCCAAACUUCUACUACUGGCAGGAAUCAACCGGCUGGACAGAGAACUCACGAUUGGGCAGAUGCAAGGUAAAUUCAUGGUGCAUGUGCUGCCCCCCUGUGGCCAUGCAGUGCAAGAAGACAUACCCGAUAAAGUGGCUGACGCUGUGGCCACCUUCCUGUUGAGAAACAAGUUUGCUGAAGCCAGAAGAGAAACCUUGAGGCCACUCCUUAAAGAUCUCCAGUCAGAGCGGAGCGUGUCAUUUUCCUGAAAGCCAGAACAAAUGUGCAGUUUUUGUUAAUUUUUGUCUUUUACAGCCUGCUUCUUAAGCUUGGAGUUCUCACUGUUUGUCACUGUUGCUUGUUUACUACUACAAUUAUCAAAAAUAACAAUGCUUAAUGUCAUAAAAAGAUGAAUAAAAAAAGUUUUUGUUAUAUGGAGUGAACAAAAACUUUCCUGUCUGGCUACCAAAUAUAACAUUACGAUACUUUAAAAUCACCACCAC